AUGUUUUUCCGGAUCAUCAAUCGAAUCCAACCAUGCACAUCACAACAACGACUAUUGUCUCGUUCGCCGGCACUGCAAAAUUCCUUACUGCAGCAGUUUUUCGAUGACGAGGAGAAUUUCGGGAAACAAGAGUUGAGAGCAAAGAAGAGGCCGGGUCGUUCGUGGACGAAUGAGGAACUUCGUCUAAAGAGCAGCGAGGAUUUGCACAAACUAUGGUACGUGUGCUUGAAAGAAAGAAACAUGCUUUUGACGAUGGAGAAAGCACACAAAGCUACGGCUCGCCACUUUCCCAAUCCAGAACGACUUGACCGUGUGAAAGGAACGCUGAAAAACAUCGAAGAAGUUGUACACGAGAGAAAUGACGCUUAUUAUCAAUUGGAAACUGGUGACAGCGCCUCGGCACCGAAACGAACGGUCACCUCAUUUAUGGGAUUUACUUAUGAAAAACGAGCUGAGGAACACUACUCUCCUCCAGGAGAAGGACAAAAGGGAUAUGAGGUUCCUUAUCUCGAUGAUGAUGCCUACCUAAUGCAAAAGUUGUGGAACGAAAAAGAGCUUUGUAAAGAGCGUGACCGAAAAGAUAACUUGGCUCGAAGACAGCUCGCUAACGAUGAAAUGAAGCACUACAAACGCGGGGGAAGAAGAACAUUCGAUCGAUUGGAAGACUUAAAAGUUUAUCAA
Mesorhabditis belari is the source of this 681-nucleotide messenger RNA. The record is from the annotation of a GenBank genome assembly. NCBI's taxonomy places the organism in Eukaryota, Metazoa, Nematoda, Chromadorea, Rhabditida, Rhabditidae.